GGGCAGGCGCCGGGCCUCGCUAACAAAGUCCUCCUCUCUUUGCUCCCUCCCACUUCAUUCACUUGCAAAUCAGUGUGUGCCCACAAGAGCCAGCUCUCCCCAGCCCGUACCCUUCCCAUCCCGAGAGCUGCAGUUCCAGCCGCGGCGGCGAGAACGGCGGAGCCCGCGACCGCGGAAGAAGCGGAGGCAGGAGCAGCCUGGGCGGGUCACAGGGUCUCCCCGGGCGCGGCAAGGAGAGCGGAGAUACCUUCUGAGAGCCAAGCGAAGCACAUUAAGGAAGAAAGGAAGAAUGAUGCUGGAAACAGUGCCCUGAGCAAAGCCACUUCACGGAGCAGGGUACCCACCACCCAGAGAGCGGACUGAGUCAUCAGAAUGAGAACUUACCGGUACUUCUUGCUACUCUUUUGGGUUGGUCAGCCCUACCCAACUUUUUCAAGCCCGUUAUCUAAGAGGACUAGUGGUUUCCCGGCAAAGAAAAGGGCCCUGGAGCUCUCUGGAAACAGCAAAAAUGAGCUGAGCCGUUCGAAAAGGAGUUGGAUGUGGAAUCAGUUCUUUCUCCUGGAGGAAUAUACGGGAUCCGAUUAUCAGUACGUGGGCAAGUUACAUUCAGACCAGGAUAGAGGAGAUGGAUCACUUAAAUAUAUCCUUUCAGGAGAUGGAGCAGGAGAUCUCUUCAUUAUCAAUGAAAACACAGGGGAUAUACAGGCCACCAAGAGGCUGGACAGGGAAGAAAAACCUGUUUACAUCCUUCGAGCUCAAGCUAUAAACAGAAGGACAGGGAGGCCAGUGGAGCCUGAAUCCGAAUUCAUCAUCAAGAUCCAUGACAUCAACGACAAUGAACCAAUAUUUACCAAGGAUGUUUACACGGCCACUGUUCCCGAAAUGUCUGAUGUUGGCACAUUUGUUGUCCAAGUCACUGCAACUGAUGCUGAUGAUCCAACUUAUGGGAACAGUGCUAAAGUGGUAUAUAGUAUCCUACAGGGGCAGCCCUAUUUUUCAGUUGAAUCAGAAACAGGUAUCAUCAAGACAGCUUUACUCAACAUGGAUCGAGAAAACAGGGAGCAGUACCAAGUGGUGAUUCAAGCCAAGGAUAUGGGUGGCCAGAUGGGGGGAUUAUCUGGGACCACCACAGUGAACAUCACGCUGACUGACGUCAAUGACAAUCCUCCCCGGUUUCCCCAGAGUACAUACCAGUUUAAAACCCCUGAAUCUUCUCCACCGGGUACACCAAUUGGCAGGAUCAAAGCCAGCGACGCUGACAUGGGAGAAAAUGCUGAAAUUGAGUACAGCAUUACAGAGGGAGAGGGGCUGGACAUGUUUGAUGUCGUCACCGACCAGGAAACCCAGGAAGGGGUUAUUACUGUCAAAAAGCUCUUGGACUUUGAAAAGAAGAAAGUGUACACCCUCAAGGUGGAAGCCUCCAAUCCUCACGUGGAACCCCGCUUUCUCUACCUGGGCCCGUUCAAAGAUGCAGCUACUGUCAGAAUUAUGGUGGAAGAUGUGGAUGAGCCCCCGGUCUUUAGCAAACUGGCCUACAUCCUGCAGAUAAGAGAAGAUGCUCAGAUAAACACGACAAUAGGCUCAGUCACAGCCCAAGAUCCAGAUGCUGCCAGGAAUCCAGUCAAGUAUUCCGUUGAUCGACACACAGAUAUGGACAGAAUAUUCAACAUUGAUUCUGGAAAUGGUUCAAUUUUUACAUCGAAACUUCUUGACCGAGAAACGCUGCUGUGGCACAAUAUCACAGUGAUAGCAACAGAGAACAAUAACCCAAAGCAAAGCAGCCGAGUCCCUCUAUAUAUCAAAGUUCUAGAUGUCAAUGACAAUGCCCCAGAAUUUGCUGAAUUCUAUGAAACCUUUGUCUGCGAAAAAGCAAAAGCAGAUCAGUUGAUUCAGACUCUACGAGCUAUUGACAAAGAUGACCCUUACAGCGGGCACCAAUUCUCGUUCUCUCUGGCCCCUGAAGCAGCCAGUGGCUCAAACUUUACCAUUCAAGACAACAAAGAUAACACGGCAGGAAUCUUAACUCGGAAGAAUGGCUAUAACAGACACGAGAUGAGCACCUAUCUCCUGCCAGUGGUGAUUUCGGACAACGACUACCCGGUCCAAAGCAGCACCGGGACCGUGACUGUCCGGGUCUGUGCAUGUGACCACCACGGGAACAUGCAGUCCUGCCACGCGGAGGCCCUUGUGCACCCCACGGGCCUGAGCACGGGGGCCCUGAUCGCCAUCCUUCUGUGCAUCGUGACCCUACUAGUGACAGUGGUGCUGUUUGCAGCUUUGAGGCGGCAGCGGAAGAAAGAACCUUUGAUCAUAUCCAAAGAGGACAUCAGAGACAACAUUGUCAGUUACAACGACGAGGGCGGCGGAGAGGAGGACACCCAGGCCUUUGAUAUCGGCACCCUGCGGAACCCCGAAGCCAUAGAGGACAGCAAAUUACGCAGGGACAUCGUGCCCGAGGCCCUUUUUGUACCCCGACGGACUCCAGCAGCUCGCGACAACACCGACGUCCGGGAUUUCAUUAACCAAAGGUUGAAGGAGAAUGACACGGACCCCACCGCGCCGCCCUACGACUCCUUGGCCACCUACGCCUACGAGGGCACCGGCUCGGUGGCCGAUUCGCUGAGCUCGCUGGAGUCGGUGACCACGGACGGAGACCAAGACUACGACUACCUUAGCGACUGGGGGCCCCGGUUCAAAAAGCUCGCGGACAUGUACGGAGGCGUGGACAGUGACAAAGACUCCUAACGCGUUGCCUUUUUCAUUUUCCAGUACGACACCGAAACCCGGUGCGGUGGUGGCUCUUUCUUUCUGCUGUACCCGCCGCUCCGGGAAGGGUUCUCUGUUCUACCCGUUCCAGACGCCGAUGGCUGCCGUCCGCGUGGAUCCAACGUUAGAGACUUUUUUCUAGUACACUUUUAUGAGCUUCCAAGAGGCAAAUGUUUAUUUUUUAGCGCAUCCAGUUAACCCCGUCGGUCCGCCCCACGGGCCCGGUGCUGGAGGAGAGCGCCGGGAGCGCAGUUGUCCCCUCGCUCUCUUAGGGCAAGUCGGGAACCUGCUCAGCUUCCCCGCCAUUGACUCAGGUCAGCUGGCUGCUCUGGCUGUGCAUUUCACAAGUUAAUGGGAUGACGGACUGUGCUUUAAUGAUUAAAAAAAAAAAAAAAUACAGUUUUAGUAGGGGAAAGGAGGGAGGCACCACUGUGAGGUUGGUCCUGGUAUAUCAGCUCCCGAGGAGAUAAUGAACUAUCUAUAUGGGUGUGUCGCGAAGAAUUCAAAAUGGUAUUUGCCCGUCCUCUUCGUUCUUUAAGAACUUUAUCUGGCACCGAUAACUAUUCAAAACAUCAAAUCCACCAAUGUUCUAAGAUUCGUGUUCCUCUUUUGGACUAGAAGCAAAUUAAAUGGUAACGUUCAAAAACAACAAACAAACAAAAUGUAGUAAUACCUCAUUCCUUGCCACUAACUCAUAAUCUGUUAUAUAUUAAACCUGCAAAAGUUUGCCCUUGUGUCAUAUAAAGAGAAAGGGAAAGUAGCUAAUGAUGUUAACAAAGGAAAUACUUAACAUAUUUUAAAGUUCGGGCCAUCAAAAGUACCACAGAGCACUUAAAAUUAUUUCAACCAUCGGUAGGCUAAUUACAAAUAAGUCUAACUGUUUAAAAUUCUUGAAGGAACUUUUCUGAGACAAAUUUUAACUCCUUGUCUGUAGUUGUUGUCAGUAUUAUUCUAAUAUACUUGAAAGUAGCAGCGUGAAGUACAAUAAUUCAUAUUCUUCAGAUACUUCGUACACAAUUAAGUUGCAUUAGUAAACAUAGAUUAAAUAAAACUCAAACCCCGCCCUCAGAGUUUAAUGGGGGAAAUGAGAGCCAGCUACACUUGAACUUGAAACCCUGUCCUUCACAUCUGGAAACAUCUAUAUAUUUAUAUGACAUGAUAGAUAUAGACAUAUUGUUGAGGUCAUAGUAAAAAACUACAUAGUACAUGUUUGGAAGAUGCUUCCAAAGGGAAAAUUUUGAUUCCCUUCAAUAAGAGUGUUUAAGAUUGUAUUAAAAUGAUAGUUGACUUUCAAGAGCAUUAAUAUUUUUUCAUUGUUUUUAACUUUGUUGCUAUGGCAACCAUGCCAUCCUUGUCUUUGAACUAAUGAUAAAGUAAUGGUCUCAAACUACAACAGAAAAGUAAUGUACAAUCCAUCCAAUCUAUUAUUUCUCUAAUUAUGCAAUUAGCAUCAUAGUUAUUAUCCAGAGGACCCAACUGAACUGAACUAAUCCUUUUGGCAGGUUCAAAUCAUUUAUUUCAUAUGGCGGUUCUAAUGAUUUGUAUCAUUAGAAUCUUACAUUGUGCAGUCAUCAGAAAUUUCCAAAGUACUGUAAUGAAAACAUCGUUGUUUUGAAAACUUUAAAAAAAAAAGCAAACCCAGGCUCUGUGUGUGUAUAUAUAUACAUAUAUAUAUAAAUAUAUAUUAUGUACUUAAGAAUAUGCUGACUUCAAGUAUUAGUCUUAGGGAUUUAUUUUCAAUUAAUGUUAAUUUUCUACAGAUAAUCUUAAUGUUAUUUCUAUUUGGGGAUACUGUCGUAUCAGUACAUACUUUCUAUUUGGAAACAUACAGUUAAGUUUUAAAUAGGUGUUAUUAACCCAGGAAGUAAAGACGGCACCUUUAAAAUAAUAGAAAUGUAGUCUUUGGGUUACCCAAUUAGAGUGAAAAAGUUUUAUAUCCAUAUUCUACCUUGUGUUUCCUGAAUGGUUUCCUAUUUUGUCAUGGGCUUCCCUGUGUACUAACAAGUAUUUCAUGUUUUCAGGGUUUUCCUUUGUUAGUUCUUCACGCACACACACACACACACACACACACACACGAAUGCAAACAAAAUUCUACAGGAGGGUUUCACUAUAAUGAAUAUCAUAGUCACAGUUAAAUGUUGAAAAAAGAUAGCUUAGUAAAGUUAAUUGGUAAGAACUAGUUAUUUAUAGCAAUAGAACACCACCUUAAUCACAUGACUUACUGUAAAAUUAAAGAGCUCUCUGUCCUUAUGUUUCAUGUCAUGUAAUAAAUUGUAUCAAGAAAGAUAGUCCUAUAAAAAGAAAGAUAUCAUCAGAAGUCUUCCUUUUGAACUUUUGGGUUAAUUGGAAUGUCUGAGGGUCGACACUAGCAACUUUUAAUGUUUAAGGGUAAGGUUUUUCUCUCCUCGUAAGUGAAAGUAAGUAGUUCUGUAGAGGAAUAUUUGAGAUAUAAUUGGCAGGGUAUAUUGUCCCACCUCAAAGAUGGUACAGUGAGCCGAGAACAAGUUAAUAUUACUAAAUAUUGAAAUAACUGCUUAAUCUCUUACCACAAAACCUGAUGAUGAAUUGAAUUCCUAAGAAAUUGGAUACUUUAAGACUAGAGCUGAAUAUUUAGUACUAGGGUCCUGUAAGUAUUUUACUACAAUUAAUUUACUACCAUUAAUACUCUCUGAUGUCAUGGAAAUAAUGAGAGCCGUAUUUCCAUAAUGCCAUGUGGUCUCACUUCCUUCCCACCAAGAUAUGGCAUCAAGGACCCUAGCCAACAUGAAUGAUUACUGGGGAAAAAAAUUAAGUUUUCGGCUCAGUUUUCACAAAGUCUCUGUCCUGAGAUUAGAUGUUAAUGGCGGGAAGGAUGGAAGGAAAAUGGGAAGAGGUAAAAUUUAAUAUUUGGCUUAGUCACUGUGAAACUAAAACUCCUUAAUUAUAAGCAGAUCACUUUUGUGGGUUGCUUCAAGGACUCUGAGGCCCUUCUGAAAGUUUUCUCCCCUCCAUUCAAAGGGGAGAAUUUCUUCAAGCCACUAAGUUGUUCCCUAAAAUAAGAUGGGAUUUUUCAAAUGUUAAAACUAUCGUAUAUAAGUUUACAAUCCUUUCACUUCCUAGCUACUUUCUGCUGAAAGGCUUAAUUUUUGUUUGUCUCCAAAUAAAAAGUGAAAUCAAAUGGGAGAAAAGAAAAUAUGGUUCCAUGGAACCAUAAGGCAGGGCCUACUCUGGGCACAACAAAGAAAUGGUUUUUUUAUUUUUUACAGAGUUUUCUUAGCUUUACAGUUUAGUUGCAUAAAGGGAGCUUCAGAUACAAAUGGACUCCUUUUUCAAAUGAAACAAAACCUGGCAAUUCAAUUUUAACUCAUUAAAAAAAAAAAUUUCUGGCUUAGUUGUUCAUUUUGAACUCCAAAAACAAUUGUACAAAACUCUCUUAAAAGUUGAAUCUCUAUCUUAGAAACAUCCAAAUCUUACAAAUCCAAAUUAACUUUAGAAAGUUUCCAUUACUUUCAUUUCUAAGUACAUGAAUAUUAGAUGUCCUGAUUUGCUGAGCAAUACUUCCCAUCAAAUGCUUUGCCUUCAAAUGGGUAUUUGUUUCAUCAGAGAUAAUAAUGUAUAACUAUGUAUGUACAAACUAUGAAUUAAGAAUUCCUCAAUUCUACAUACUUGAGGACCAUAAAAUUAUGCAGCUGAGGGGAAGAACAGAGUUGAUUCUUGGGCACAAACUAAGUAUUUAAAUCAGGCACACCUAAAUUCAUUUUCCCCAGGAACCAAACUACCAAAUCAAUUCUCUUACCCUAGCCACUACUUUUAAAGCAAUAUAAUUACUUUGGAAGAACGCUCUAGAAAGUCAUGACCACACCCCUGCCCCUGCCACUAUUUUGAAAGGUGUCCUCUAAAAUGGAUCAUUUUAGUGUCAUUUUAUUUUUUGUGAUUUCACCUACAUGAAAUCUAUUUUGAACUGUGCCAGGGGAUUAAACAGUCAAGCAUUUACAUGUAACACUAAAACCCAGCCCCCUUAAUUACAAGAGUGGAAAGAUUAAGAUUUAGUGUAUGGAUCUUCAAGAAGAUGAACUAUUUCCCAAGAUCUGACAAGUAGCUUUCUUUUCCAGAGAAUACAGAAUUACAGUAUGGUCUCCUUAAAAGUUCAGUGACUAUUACGCUUGCAGCAUUUUUAAUCUCCCUUUGGCAUCUAUGGAAUAGUUUUCUAAAGGGGAAGUUCUCAACCAAAAAAACAUCAGACCCUGACGCUAUUUAGUGUGCAGAGGAAUACCCUCUUAGAAAGGAAAUACAUUGACUCACACACUUGUUAAAAGUUAAUAAAGAGAUAGCUCAUUUUUAAAGCCAGAAGUUUAUGGUCUCUGCAUCGUCAAUUUAAUUUAAGCAUUGCUGAGACAAUCUUUAAUCUACUCCCCAUUUUGUAAUACCUUAUUUAUGAUGCAUUUUCAUUUUUUAAUUUGGGGGGAACGUAAGCCCGACAAAGCCAGCAGAUGAAAGUGCCAAAAGGAGGUCAAAUGGAAACAAAGCCUAUUACCCACUGUAUUUCAGACAGGACCGAGGCACUUAGCCUGAGAGCCACUGGGUUAUUAGAUUAAUUUCAAAAGAGCUUUUACAAGUUGCUUAAUUCCAUUUUUUUUUUUUUUUUGAAACCCAUGGACCACAAACUCAAAUUUCUCUUCAAAUGGGGUUAAUUUGACAAAUGAGGCAUGGACCCAGCGUUGUGGAAAAAGCAUUCCACUAUAAUGAGAUCCUGGUUUUUCUUGCGAGACUAUGUUAUUUAUGUAAAUAUGUCUAGAGGCACCUUCUAUAAGCUUUUAGUUUUCUAUGAUCUAUUAGUUUAGCGUUUAUUAAGGAAUCAAAUGUAUAGAACUGCUAAGGCGUUCAGGGAGAAUGCUGUGUAGCAAACCAACCGAUCUGUUCCGAAGAAAUGGAGGAACGCUUCAAAACCACCGUAUUGUUUUGUUUGUGAUUCUUUUCAUGGCUUUGAAAGUAAACUGCGUUAAGAAUAGGCCUUAUAAUAAAUGCUACGUGCGUCUUCAGCAGUAUCAAGCUAAGGCAAUUUGGCAUUCUCCUACUGUGAUUUGUGAUUUUAAACCCAGAAAAUAAAAGCUUUUUGGUAUUGAUUGUUUUUAAUUAAAAAUACCCGCAAGUAUAAAUUGAAGCUGAUGCCACCCUGGGAGAUUUCUGGCUGUAACGCUCAGUCACAGGGUUUUUCUCACUCUCGCCCGUAUCUCUGGCGAUGAGAACACCUGAUAGAAGCAACCACUGCUCAGCUCUCAUCAACAUUUCUAGUCGGGGAGAUUUUCGUAACUUCACAGUUCACAUGAGAAAGUUUCCUGUAUUCGAAGGAGAGGUAAGACAAUUACCUACAGCUCAGUGUGGCCGGGCCCUUUGUGCUAGUCCAAUGGCAAAGACGUGCUCCUUGAAAUGGCUUCUUUUCUUUUCCUUUGUUUUCUUAGACGUAUACAUUUGAAAAGAAUGCAAUUUAAAAAGUGAUUUCUCACAAAGAGUAAAUAUGCCUUUUGCAAAUCAAUUUUUGUAACAAGUUAUUUAUAUGAUAUUACUUAAUAAACUGUUUUUUUCUAA
Molecule: messenger RNA, 8331 nt
Organism: Mustela erminea (ermine)
Lineage: Eukaryota; Metazoa; Chordata; Mammalia; Carnivora; Mustelidae
Gene: CDH6
Product: cadherin 6
Exons: 12
Coding region: 373-2745 (790 amino acids)
Biological process (GO): cell morphogenesis; adherens junction organization; multicellular organism development
Cellular component (GO): adherens junction; plasma membrane; catenin complex
Molecular function (GO): cadherin binding; calcium ion binding
Source: RefSeq, a predicted model, not a curated record